AUGGCAAUGGCAACCACUUCCACAUUGGCCCUCGACCAUCCACAGCUCGGCAGUCUCACUGGCCGCCUGGUUGAUAAACAGCAUGUUGAUGGACAGCCUGUGAGCGAGCCUGUGGUGCAUUUCCGUUCCAUCCCCUAUGCCACCAUUCCAGCCCGUUUCAGUCAAAGCGUACUGCUCGAUCGCAUCCCAGACCACUUUGAUGAUCGUCCCCAUCGUGACUUUACGCAGUAUGGUGCUGCUUGUCCCCAAGUGCCACAGCCCACUGGAAGGGGUAGUGCGGGAGGGGGGUUUGCUCCUGGUGAGGAGCCGAUCAUAUAUGAUGAGCAAGCCUGUCUCAACUUAACCAUUUCUGCACCAGCGAAGAAUUUCUCGGAGGAGAAUGGCCCUCUUCCAGUCCUGGUCUAUGUGCAUGGCGGUGGUCUCGUCGAAGGCAAAGGCCAUGUCAGCGCUGGUCAUGACACAACAAAGAUGGCGGCGUUGGCAUCCCACGAAGCCAUGGGUGUGGUGAUUGUGUCCAUAGGAUACCGGUUGAACUGGCAAGGUUUCACAGCCUGCUACGAUCUACUCGACGAGGCUAAGGAGAAUGGCGAGCCUGCAUUCAAUUAUGGACUGCGAGACCAACGCAACGCCUUCCUCUGGAUCCAAAAUUACAUCGCGGGCUUCGGCGGUGACCCAGAUAAUGUAACAGCCUUUGGUGAGUCCGGUGGGGCUGUCUCAAUCUUCAUGCACGCUUGUUCGGACGUGCCUGUAUUCAAACGAGCCAUCCUCCAAAGUGGUUCACCCAACGCCAUAGGUACCUGGGCUCUUGAUGAGGCUGAUGCAUACUAUCAUCGGCUGUUAUCAUAUCUGGAAAUCACCGGAGCGACUCGUGCAGAGCGGCUCAAAGCGCUCCGUGAGGUGCCAGUGUCACGCUUGAUUGACUUUAUUCGUGAGAACAAUGUCGGCACGAUGAAGCCGUUCCUUGGCCCGGAGAGCGAGUUCUUCCCUCAGGCACCCCUGUGGGCCAAUCAGGGCGAAGUUCUAGCCAAUUGCCCAUGGCUCCACGAGAUCAUGAUUGGCGACGACUCGUGUGAGGGACUUGGACUCGUCACAGCCCUCAAGGACAUAUCUGCUAGUCCAUUUAUCGCACAAUUUCAUACCGUUCUUGGUGAUGAGUCCGCCCGCCGUGUGCUCGACGCAUACGAAAUAUACGAUGGUAUGGAUGAGGGCCUCUUCUGGCAGCACGCGAUGGUUCUAAUGGGAGACGUGAUCUUCUCCGAGCCCACACAUUCAACAGCCAUCUCCGUAGCUCAGAAUGGUCGACAGCGCUUGUAUCGCUGGCAAUUUGGUCUGCCAAACCCCUUUCCGGGCUCUCCUUACUCCUACGCAACGGGGCAUCACUUUGUUGAACUCAUGUACCAAUUUAUGACACUUUCAGAGCGUCUUCCUACGCACCGGAAUCAUUUCCUGCGACGACAGGGAGAGGAGAUGGCGCGUAGUUGGAUUCGGUUCGCUAAUGGACUCCCGCCCAUGCCCGGUGCGAAGCCAUACGAUCUUGAAGAAGGCAGCAUCAUGAUCUGUGACAUGCUACAGGGGUGGACAGUGCGAACAAGGGCGGAGGAUGAAGCCAUGAGCCAGCAGGAUCCGUGGGGCCCCCGACGGUACUGCCAGUGGGAAAUUAUGAACGAGGAGUUCAAAAGGGCUGGAUGCGCCAGUGAUGGGGCUGGCUCAGAGAUUGAAAGGAUCCAGGCUAUUAGAACCAGGCUCUGCGGAUAG
Molecule: messenger RNA, 1755 nt
Organism: Penicillium griseofulvum
Lineage: Eukaryota; Fungi; Ascomycota; Eurotiomycetes; Eurotiales; Aspergillaceae
Product: Carboxylesterase, type B
Exons: 1
Coding region: 1-1755 (584 amino acids)
Source: RefSeq, a predicted model, not a curated record